AUGGAAGUAAUCUAUAGUGGAAAUUAUUCUAUAGUCAAGAAGUCGGAUGAUAAGGCCAUAAAAAUAGUGGACAAGGAUUUCAGUAUACCUCCACAUGAUAUAUAUAGAGAAAUAAGGCUUGUGAGAUCCUUGAAACAUGAUAAAAUCAUAGAAAUACUAAAUGUGGAAGAGAAAUUUGACGAUAUCUUGAUAUAUAUGAAAUAUUACCCUUUCAAUUUGUAUGAUUGGGCAUUAAGUAAAAGCAAGAAACGGAGUAGGUUCAUUGAUGGAGAGAUAACAUAUUCCAUUCAAAAUCAAUUGACUGAGGUGAUGAGAGAAUCAGUUAUUUCACAAAUCAUCGAGAGCAUUAAAUACAUUCAUGAUCAUGGUAUAAUUCAUAGAGAUAUUAAACCAAGCAACUUUUUGGUUGAUGUGGCUGGAGAUCAAGUUAAUGUAAUUAUUUGUGACUUCAGUAUUCUGAUAGAAGAGAGUAAUAAUGAUAUGAUUCAUGAUGUAUGCUCAACUUAUUAUAAGUCUUUGGAACUUAUAUUUGCAUUGGACUACGGUAAAGAGAUCGACAUAUGGUCUUUAGGAAUUCUUAUCAGUUUUCUAUAUUCUAAAAACUGUAAGCCGUUGACUUGGAACGAAGAAAUGACAGAUUUUCAAUUAAUCAAGGUAAUAUUCGAUAGCUUUGGCAUACCGAAUAAAACACCAGGAACUAAUUAUUGGCCCGAAAUUUUUGAUAUAGAUACAUUCAAAUUGAUAAAUUUGAAACCCAGAGAAAGAGAUCAGAAGUUCAAUUGUGACGAUGACUCAAAGGUUGAGCUAUUCAAUAACAUAUGUCACCUCAACCCUAAACAAAGAUUGGACGCCAAAGAAAUUGAUUUGGCCUGGAGAAGUAUAAUCCAAGGUUGA
Molecule: messenger RNA, 894 nt
Organism: Yamadazyma jaroonii
Lineage: Eukaryota; Fungi; Ascomycota; Pichiomycetes; Serinales; Debaryomycetaceae
Source: the annotation of a GenBank genome assembly